AGUAUCAGCAAGAAGAAAGGCAGGUGAAGUGAAGGCAAGUGUCGCUGACUUUUGCCUCUGUCCCUGGAGAGAAGACUGCUGAUGGAGUCCCUCUGGCCUUCCCAAGACAGUCUGUCAUGAAGAUGUAACUCCAAGUUUCUCACUCCAAUUAUGGAUCUGCUCAACUCUACUGAUUACCUGCUCAAUGUCUCUACUUUAAUAAGAAACAGCAUUCACAUUCCAACUUCUGCCUCAAAAAUGACUGUUGUGCUUCUUUUGCUCACAUCAUCUAUAAUUGGCACUAUCACCAAUGGUUUCUACCUAUGGGUGCUAAAAUUCAAAAUGAGAAAGACUGUCAAUACUCUCUUAUAUUUUCAUCUCAUUCUCUCCUAUUUUAUUUCAACAUUGUUUUUGCCAUUUCUGGCCAUCUCCCACCUUCAAGAUGAUCACUGGAGCUUUGGAAUGGCCACGUGCAAGAUGGUCUAUGGCAUUUUGUACACAGGGAUGUUUGCGUCGGUUUUCUUCCUCUCGGCCAUCAGUGUUGAUCGUUAUCUUCUCACUCUUCACCCAGUGUGGUCGCAGCUGCACCGAACCCCACACUGGGCUUCCAGCAUCAUCUUGGGAGUCUGGAUCUCUGCCACUGCCCUCAGCAUACCCUAUAUGGUUUUCAGGGAGACACAUGAUGACCAUAAAGGAAUGGUGACCUGCCAAAAUAAUUACGCCAUAUCUACCAACUGGGAAAGCAAAAAGAUGCAAACAUUAAGGCAAUGGAUUCAUGUGGCCUGUUUUAGCAGCCGCUUCUUGCUGUCCUUCCUUCUGCCUUUCUUCAUCAUCACCUUUUGUUAUGAAAGAGUAGCCAAAAAGAUGAAAGCCAGGGGCCUGUUUAAAUCCAACAAGCCCUUCAAGGUCAUGAUGACGGCAAUUAUCUCUUUCUUUGUGUGUUGGAUGCCCUACCAUGUAUACCAAGGCUUAAUUCUCACUAAGAACAAAUCACAAUUUUUCCAGUUGACUCUGAUACUCACAAUGAUAACUAUUUCUUUCAAUACUCUCUUUUCUCCCACACUCUAUCUGUUUAUUGGGGAGAACUUCAGAAAGGUUUUUAAGAAGUCUGUUCUUAAUCUUUUUGAGUUGACAUUCAAUGAGGAUUCUUCAACAGAAAGGACACAAAACCUAAAUUCAGAAGGCUACAUUUAA
Sus scrofa (pig) is the source of this 1173-nucleotide messenger RNA. It is a transcript of the gene GPR33, whose product is annotated as G protein-coupled receptor 33. The record is from RefSeq and is marked provisional. Gene Ontology annotation, cellular component: plasma membrane. Gene Ontology annotation, biological process: positive regulation of cytosolic calcium ion concentration; inflammatory response; phospholipase C-activating G protein-coupled receptor signaling pathway. Gene Ontology annotation, molecular function: complement receptor activity; G protein-coupled receptor activity. Lineage: Eukaryota; Metazoa; Chordata; Mammalia; Artiodactyla; Suidae.